CACCUCUCUUUUCUUUGCAUUAUGGCGAACACUAACGGCCACGUAUCGGAAAAGGAGUCACCGCUCGCACUAGCGGAAAGCAUACUCUCGCUGACCCAGACUCUGGUACGCCACCUUCGAGAAACGUCACAUUCUCUUCCGGAUUUCAGCGUUUCGUCUCCGGGGCCUCCGUUGACAUCGACGUAUGAAUCGCUUCGCUUUUCUUUGAACACGGCGGCACUAGACCUGCUUCGCUUGGUCAAUGGACCGAAGAGCACCUUCCGCACGUUCUUUACGACCCACUAUGACCUCGCCGCAUAUCAAGUAGCGCUGGAGUUCAAGUUCUUCGCACUAGUACCCUUGAAUAGCCCAAUUACAGUUGAAGCUUUGGCGAAACAGGCCGGCAUAGCUGAAGAUCGAGUCGGUAUGGUGAUGCGAAUUCUGGCGACACAACGAGUGUUCAAAGAGCGCGAAAAGGGAGUUUUCGAGCAUACCAGUGCCAGUGCGGUCAUCGCAAGGGAUCCGCUGUUGCAGGAUGCCUUCCUGAUGCAAAUGGAUGAAAUGUUCCGCGCCGCGUCCGAGACGUCUUCGUCACUGCAAGCUUCGCCUUACAAGUUCGAUGGUCUGAACUCGCCGUUCGCUACCAGGCACAAGCUUCCAGCGUACGAGUACUAUAAAGCCAAUCCGGAGAAGGGAGCGCGAUUUGCCAGAGCAAUGGCCGGUGUAACCAGGCUGGACCGCCAACUUGUGGAGGUGCGAGACGAGUUCCCGUGGGAUACCAUCGGAGACGGAACGCUCGUUGAUGUUGGAGGAGGAAGCGGGCAUAUCGCGAUAUCCCUAGCGAAGAGCUUCCCAAAGAUGAAAUGCGUCAUUCAAGACGUCUCGCCCCUGAUGCUUGCCCCGGGUCAAGGCCUUCUGGAUGACUCAGUCCGAGAUCGAAUAGAGUUCAUGCAACACGACUUCUUCCAACCGCAGCCGCUGGAGGCCAAUGCAUACCUCAUUCGGCAAAUUGUGCACAACUGGAACGAUGAGGACUGCGUACGGUUAUUCCGGGCCUUCGUUCCAGCUCUUGAGCGCUGUGCUCCAAAGACUCCGCUCCUCAUCAACGACACGAUUCUGCCUGAAAUCGGGGAGAAAACACCGUAUGAGGAACACGGGCUGCGCCAACUCGAUAUCGGUAUGUGGGUUGUUCUUGGUGCCAAGCAAAGGUCGCAAGAGGAGAUUGCUGCUUUGUUGAGAGAAGCAGAUCCGAGGUUCAAGAUAGCCAAGGUCCACUCCAAGGGCUCCAUGGGACUGGUGGAAGUCCAUCUCGCCAAGGACGAGAAACUUGGAGCUGGGCUGGAAGGGUUCAAGAACACAGAUGCCAAGAAUGAAGCCAUUGAGCUUGAUAGAGAAUUCUCCAAGAGUGACUAUUCGUAAGAUGCGCAGAUGUUGUUGCUCGCA
Trematosphaeria pertusa is the source of this 1422-nucleotide messenger RNA. Its product is annotated as S-adenosyl-L-methionine-dependent methyltransferase. Bases 22 to 1398 code for a protein of 458 amino acids. Gene Ontology annotation, molecular function: O-methyltransferase activity. The record is from RefSeq and is a predicted model, not a curated record. NCBI's taxonomy places the organism in Eukaryota, Fungi, Ascomycota, Dothideomycetes, Pleosporales, Trematosphaeriaceae. The transcript is spliced from 5 exons.